Malania oleifera is the source of this 960-nucleotide messenger RNA. RefSeq names its product 36.4 kDa proline-rich protein. NCBI's taxonomy places the organism in Eukaryota, Viridiplantae, Streptophyta, Magnoliopsida, Santalales, Ximeniaceae. The record is from RefSeq and is a predicted model, not a curated record. The transcript is spliced from 2 exons. Bases 201 to 764 code for a protein of 187 amino acids.
GCUUCCAGGGUUUGUUCUUUUCUGCUUCCCCCUCCCUCUCUCUAUAUAUCUAACCAAACCCUCUAGUCAGUGCCACUCCUACCACCACUCUCUCUCUCUCUCUCUCUCUCUCUCUCUCUCUCUCUCUCUCUCUCUCCCUCCCUUCUUAUCCCUUUCUUUUUCUUUCACCACAGACUACUAUACUGCAAACCCUAAUUAAAAUGGAGCACCAGUGCUCCCCCAAGGCCUCGGCCCUUCUUCUCAUUUCCAUGCUUCUCAUUUCCUCACUCACCCCAAUUCUUGGCUGUGGCUCCUGCAAGCACAAAAACCCCAAAGGCAACUCACCCCCCAAGGGUGGCAGUCCCAUUACCCUCCCGCCGAUCGUCAAGCCCCCGAUCAACCUCCCGCCUGUGACGAUCCCUCCCGUGACGGUUCCUCCCAUUUUGAACCCCCCCGUGACGGUUCCCCCAAUUUUGAACCCUCCGGCCAAGACACCCAAAGGAAAGGCCUGCCCGCCGCCACCCGGGACUUGCCCGAUCGACACCCUAAAGCUUGGGGCUUGUGUGGACCUGCUUGGUGGGCUGGUGCACAUUGGCCUUGGGGACCCGGUGGUGAACCAGUGCUGCCCAGUGCUUAAAGGGCUGGUUGAGCUUGAAGCUGCAGUGUGCUUGUGCACAACCCUAAAGCUCAAGCUUCUCAACCUCAACAUCUAUGUCCCACUUGCCCUUCAACUCCUCAUCACUUGUGGGAAGACACCUCCUCCUGGAUACACAUGCAAUCUUUAGUUAAGAGUUUAGAAGUUAAACUGUGUUGCAAGAUUGAUGGAUGCAUUGGAAGACAUCGACAUGAGAGGAUGUCCAUCGUCCUCUCUCUCUCUCUCCCCCUGGAUCUCUAUUUUUUUUCACUUGUAUUGAUUGCUGCAAACGUUUGGCUUUAUUGUACACCAUUUAAUUGUUUAAUGAAAUUAUUGCUUGUGUGUUU